Molecule: messenger RNA, 307 nt
Organism: Staurois parvus
Lineage: Eukaryota; Metazoa; Chordata; Amphibia; Anura; Ranidae
Source: the annotation of a GenBank genome assembly
AUGGGCACUGAUAGGCGGCACUGAUGGGCACUGAUAGGCAGCACUAAAGGGCACUGAUAGGCAGUACUAAUGAGGAUUGGGAACAGGGCCGGACUUACAACUCAUGGGGCCCUCGGGCAAUAGGGGAUCAUGGGGCCCCUGGGUCCUUGCCCACACUCAAACCACACCCAAAAAAGCCUAUGAAAGGUACCAGGGACAUCUCAUGGGGCCCCCUACUGACCCGGGCCCUCGGGCAGUUCCCCUGAUUGGGAAGAUACCUAUUGGGACUGAUGGGGGAAAAUUGCAAGAGCGAAGAUCAGGGCCUUUG